AUAAUGCUGUAUUAGACUAAUCAGUUUGUGUCUGUAAUCGACUGCUGCUUUCUUGGCCAGGUCUCUCUUGAAAAAGAGAUUUCUAAUCUAAAUGAGACUAGCCUGGGUAAAUAAAGGUUAAAUACAAAUAAAUAAAAAAUUUUAAUCACCCAAAAUCCUACGUGGUUAGGAUCAAAGUUUUACAUAAUACACAACUACUCAUUUUUAUAAUUGUAAGAAGGAAUUAAUCCCCAGAAUCCUCGUGAUAUAUUCUGUGGAAAUUUUUGAACGUCCAGUUCUGUAUCCGUUUCUGAAACCUUUGCCAUUUAUAUGACUUGCCAUAUAUAAAUGCCACCUCGCCACUGUAAAGUUAACGGGAACGUGUUUGAGUUCAGCACAAAAAUUAUCAUCCUUUAUUACUGGUAAUAAUUACAGCGCAAUCAGAUGUUUUAAGACGCUUGUGUUGACAAAUACGAUUAUAGAAUUAUGAACCGCCUUUCUAGUCUGUAACUGAAGUUGGUAAUCAAAUCAACAAAACACUGUUCCCAAUAUUCUUAAUUGUAAAUUGUAAAAAAAUAAAAUAACGAACGUUCUCCGGUCGAAUGGCGCUUGAACUCAAAACAGUGGAUCUGAAUUGCAUAGUGUGUUCUAGAACCGUUUGUCCUUGUUGCGUCUGUAUAAACUAUAUGCGAAACAGAAGUGUUCAGGCUAUAGUAUUUAAGCUCUUGUUAAACCCGUUCGCUGUUAUUACUAUUUUUGACGGACUUCAGUGAACACUACAAACCUGUGGAUUUACAAAACUUUUAAUUGACGUGUGUACCAAUUAAAUCUAUGUAAUCAAAGAUAUUUUGAGUAUGUUUCACGACGCGGUGAGAGAAGCGGUCUGCAAAGACUACCUGUCCGCUUUGGAGGACUUAACUUUCAACAGUAAACAUUACAUUAACAUGCUGACCAAGCUGGCAAAAGAGGACUUGUACUUCGCCAAGGACAUCGUGGUUAUUGUGGAAGCACAUAUCGUAAAGGUAUUUAUUUAUUUAUUUAUUUAUUUAUUUAUUUAGCCACUUCUCUGGCCGCUAUCUUUGUUAAUAUUUAUUUAUUGAAAAUUGACAUUGUUAAUAAAUAAUAUAUAUUGUAUCUGUAUAAAUUAUAUUACCAUUGUACUAAAGCAGUUCUGUACACUUCAUAGUCUACUGUAGUAGCCUACUGUACUAUUCACGAAAUACUGUACUUCCGGCUGAAAAUAAACAGCAAAUGUUGCAGCAAGCCUCAGAGAUUAAUCGUGUUGGAAGGUAUUGCUGGUUGAAACAAUAUUUCAGAUCAGUUCUUGGGUAUAGUAAUUGGUCGAAAUUGAUCUGUGUGUCUGUGUGAUUAAUGAUUUAAUUUAAGGACACGCCCUUUUGUUCUAAGCGUGAUUUCUCUAUAAUUAACAGGCUCCUGCGACUCAGAAGCUUCCAGUUCUGUACUUGGUGGAUUCCAUCGUGAAGAAUCUUAAAGGGCACUACCUUGCCGAGUUUGGCAAAAACAUCACAAUCUUGUUUGUUUCGGUCUUUGAAAAGGUGGAUUGUGACACUAGAAAAACGCUGCGUAGACUGCGCGACACCUGGGAUGACGUGUUCUCGUUGGAGACGCUAUACGCGUUGGAUAUGCGCGUGAGGUGUAUUGAUCCUAACUGGGCUAUCAAAUCCGUGCCACCAACUGUGGAGUCCAGCUUAUCCUUCACCUCAAGCCUUCGACAACCAGCUGCCAAUCAGCUGGGAUUGACAGGAGUGAACACGACAGAGGUGAGACGACAACAGCAGCACCGUACGACUCCAGUGAAAGAGGAUGAGGAGACAGAACCGAACCCAAGGAUGCGCUGUGCUGAUAGUGCAGAGGGCGACACAGCCAUCGUUUCUGAGCUCAGGGCCACCAGCCGGGCAGGCGAACUUCAGAGAGAGGGCGCUGGAUUUGCACCAGGCCCGGUUAACAAAAAGAAGAGGUCAUGCCCUGGAUCUUCGCCGCCAUCGCUGCUCCUCUCAAAGGGAAAAGACAGCCGCUCUUCAGAGAGCACGUCAGGAGUCACCUUUUCUUCUUCUGCAAGGCGCGAGAAAGGAAAACGAGUCCCUGGCAGACAGUUCCCACUGCCAAAAAAUGUUAAAGAGGAAAAAACUGACUCGACGAGUACUGCAAGAUUCAUACCGCUAGAGGGCGCCAAAGACAAACAGUUUAAACCGUUUGAAGAGGACUUGAGUAAUGUUAACUCAGACGCACAAUGCUCAACGCGAUUUGAAUGCGAACCAACUGCCAUUAACAAGAAGAAAAGGAUCUUCUCUGGGUCCGCUGUACCAUUGCUUCCCCUCUCGAAGCGGAAGGACCACCGUUCGCCAGAUAGGAGCCCGGAAUCCAUUCUUUGGUCUCCUGCAAACUCGGGGGAUGGAACACAAGCAAAAGAUUUCUCGCAGCUUGCAAACGCUGCAGAUAAAACAACUUCUCCCUCAAAGAAAGCAAGCAAUACUCAGGGAGUUAGAAGGUCGCUGGGAGGCGGGGCCAGUGAGUUUACCAGCAGGACAUACAGAAGUGAACGGGAGGAGCUGAGAAGCCUGAAGCAUUCCAGGGAGAGCCUGUCCCAGGUGGCACUGGAUCCACGUUUGACGGGACUUUCCGGCCCGCCCUGCCAGCACUGCCCUCCCAGGCAGCCAGGCCCGGCGGACCUUCAGAACCACCCGAGGCAGCACCCGGCCCUGUUCAUCUCCCCCAGGAGACGGGACCGCGUCACCCCCGAUGGCGGACACCACGUGUCGUACACCGCCCAGCCGCCUCACAGGGCGCGGAUGCCUGCGAACACGCUCGGAGACGCACCGCAGCCAUUCCAAACGCAGCAGAGUGCGUUUGGAAUGGCUGAUUUCAACAGGCUGAUGCCAGCUGGCACCCCAAAAGUCUUCAAUUCUCAACGGACACCUCUGACGCGCUUUUACCAUCCUGGCGCUCUGGCGCCCUCUACUGGACACACAAAUACGCCGGUUCCAGCAGGCAGCGUUCAUCAAGGCAUGAAUGCCAGGUCUGGCUUUGGAAUUACGCAGUCCUGCAUUGCUUCAGCCCAGAACUGUGCACUGCUAAACCAACCAGGGUCACAGUUUGAAUCGCGUGCAAGUCAUUCUGGCCACAUGAAUGUGAACAGCUUGCUAACAAGGCUCAUUUCCUCAGGAUUAAUUAAGCCAACUAUCACAGCACAAACUCAAACCGCUAAAACAGAGCGAGUUUCAGAAAAGCAGGAGGAGGACAACGUUCAAAGGGUCCCAGAUCUCACUGGGUUCGUCAAAGAACGCAUGAAACGGAGGUAUGGCGGCGUGGUCUCUGAGCUCUACGCCGGACGGCAGUGCUCUUCCUGCGGCGAGCGCUUUAGAUCCACGCACACGCGGAAGUACAGAGACCACCUGGACUGGCACUACCAGCAGAACAGCGCCAAGAAGAACAGCCAGGCGAGGGCCGCACACAGGGCGUGGUACUGCCGUGCGCAGUCCUGUGAAAUGUGCAGGGAGCUGUUUGACCUGACCUGGGAAGAUGACAGAGAGCAAUGGUGUCUCAAAAAUGCCAUUCGUUCAGAUGGAAAAACAUACCAUCCAUCCUGUUAUGAAGACUACCAAAAUACAUUCUGAUCUGUGGACUGCCUUCUUCUCACCCAGUAAAGCUGAGGUGGAAAAAAGACAGAAAAUUGAAAAAUAAACCUUAUGCUUCACCUCCAGAAGAAAAACAAAUAAUAAAAAAAUGGAUGAACUUAUUAAAUUAAAUUCAAUAUUAAUUAUUAAUUUACAUUUAUAUCAUUGCAAAACUUAUCAAAUAGUUCUUGAAUGGCACAGUGUAUAUGUAGUAGGUUAGAUUAUAGUAUUAGUAUUAUCAUUAUUUGUAGGUUCAGUAUUGUAUAUGGCAUUGUAUUGUUUAUGGUUAAGAUAGCUUAGCAUUUAGAAUGUAGGACAGGAUGAAGACAGAAUUUGAGCAAUUGUAACAAAACCAUCUGGUAGGCCUAAGUUAUAAAUACAUUUGCUUAAAAUAAAAACAGAACAUGCACACAUGCAAGUGUAGUUGUUUAUUUGGUUUUAGUGAAGUCAAAAUUGUGUUACUUAGUUUCCUCUUGUGUAAGGUAUUUGUGUGGCGAGUUUAGUUUUAAAUAUGCUCAUUCGUAGUAGUUUAAUUUAAGUGAUCCACAACAUGCCCGAAGACAGAGGGUCUUCCAGUAUAUGAGGGAUAUGUACAGAACGUGAAGACAAAUACAGGACAAAUAAUCAUAAAUCAAUUACACUAACACAACUUUAUAGACCUACAUUCAAAUCAUAAACAAGUGGUGACACGGCAAUUGUACAGAGAAAUACUACACUGACACAAAAUGUAAAAAUGCAGAAAAUGUACUGGUGCCCGUUGACACAACCUGAGCAAACUUAGGAACCACAUGGGACUGCAGGAAGACGAUGGGUCCUCUGCGUUGUAUAUUUAAAAACAAGUAACCGUUUGUUAAACGGUUCGUGUGAACAGAAUAUCCACUUGUGAAGGCAAAACGUGGGGAUAGUUGGACCAAGAAU
Molecule: messenger RNA, 4532 nt
Organism: Anguilla rostrata (American eel)
Lineage: Eukaryota; Metazoa; Chordata; Actinopteri; Anguilliformes; Anguillidae
Product: pre-mRNA cleavage complex 2 protein Pcf11-like
Exons: 12
Coding region: 1623-3614 (663 amino acids)
Biological process (GO): termination of RNA polymerase II transcription
Cellular component (GO): mRNA cleavage factor complex; cytoplasm
Molecular function (GO): mRNA binding; RNA polymerase II complex binding
Source: RefSeq, a predicted model, not a curated record